Messenger RNA from Paramisgurnus dabryanus, 2186 nucleotides. The record is from RefSeq and is a predicted model, not a curated record. Lineage: Eukaryota; Metazoa; Chordata; Actinopteri; Cypriniformes; Cobitidae.
UCUCUGUCACGUGACCCUACAGCAGAAAGCGGAAGUGAAAUCUGUAAGCGUCACUGUAAACAUGAGAAAAGCAAAACGCGCACAGUAAAAUCGCGUUUUUAUUUUAUUCCCAGUAAGGAAACGGAAGACUCCUGUCGUUUUGAGGCGGUUGUGAGAGUAAUGGCGGGAUUUCUGUUGAUAGUUCUGCCGCUGAUGUUGUGUUACUCUCAGGUCUGUGGUCAAGAGGGGAUUUUACACGUAUCUAAUGGAUCUACAGUAAGAGAGUAUUGUCUGGUAUUUAACUCUUCAUGGAGUAACAUCUCACAAACCCUCAGUCAAGCUCAGUCAUUGCCGUUCAUGAACCUGACGUCCAGUUUCCUGUGUGAUGCUGCUCAUCUGGAUCCAGGUCCUCUGAAGGGUGGAGCUCUAGCGGUCCUGCGAGGUCUCUGUGACUUCAGUCAGAAAGCGCAGGUCGCUCAGAAUUCAGGUGCAUCUGCGCUUCUGAUCGCCAGCAAUAGCAGUUUGGUGACGCCAUCAGCAAAUGAGACGGAGUACAGUAAAGUGAAGAUUCCUCUCGCACUGGUGAGGUAUCGAGAUCUGCUGGAUGCCAUGCAGGUGUUUCCUGAUGGAAUGGACGUGAGGUUAUACGCUCCACCUGCACCACGGUUUGACGCCAGCAUCGUCCUUCUCUUAAUGAUCGCUGUGUUUACGGUUGCCGUCGGGGGGUUCUGGAGCGGAGCGGCGGAAAAGUGUAAGCAGACGGCAGGCUCCCCUACAGACGGGGGUGACGGGCAGACAGACAGCAGUGAGCUCGCUCUCUACUCACCUCUGAAGGUUCUGUUGUUUGUGGCUAUGAUGUGCGUGAUGUUGGUUCUGAUGUAUUUCUUCUACGUUUGGCUCGUUUAUGUGAUAAUCGUCAUCUUCUGCCUGGCGUCGGCGACGGCUCUCUUUAACUGUCUGGAUUCACUGAUGACGGCUGUUGGAUGUGGAACGCUCAGUUUGUCCUGCAGAGAGAAAACUGUGUCUGUAAGGUCACUGCUGCUCGCUGCUGUCUGUAUUACAUUGGCUGUGAUCUGGGGAGUUUACCGCAAUGAUGACAGGUGGAUCUGGAUUCUUCAGGAUCUGCUGGGUGUGGCUUUCUGUCUCAACUUCCUGAAAACGAUCACCCUCUCAAACUUUAAGAUUUGUGUGAUUCUGCUGAGUUUGCUUCUCCUCUACGAUGUUUUCUUUGUCUUCAUCACACCUUUCCUGACACCUAAUGGAGAGAGCAUUAUGGUACAGGUGGCUCUGGGUCCAGGAGCGGGAGGAAGAAAGGGGGAUGGUAGAGCGGUUGAGGUUCCUGCCGACCCCUACUCGUCAUCCUAUGAGAAACUGCCGGUGGUAAUGCGUAUCCCACAGUUCUUUGCUUUGGCUCAGAAUCUCUGUAUGCCUCAGUUUUCCAUAUUGGGCUAUGGUGACAUCAUUGUACCAGGACUGCUGGUUGCGUACUGCCACAGGUUUGAUGUGUGGAUGAACAACUCCAACAAAAUCUACUACAUCUCCUGCGCUCUCGCGUACUGUGUGGGUCUGGUAUUGACAUUUGUAGUGAUGUUGGCAUCUCAGAUGGGUCAGCCAGCGUUGCUGUAUUUGGUUCCCUGUACUCUUCUCACCAGCUUCAUUCUCGCUUGUGCCCGGAAAGAGUUGAGGCAGUUCUGGGCUGGCACCACCUACCAAGUUCUGGAUGAGUCCAGGAGGCCCUUACUCUCAGGUGGGGAUGUAGAUCAUGCCAGCGGAGCCUCUACGAACACACAACAGAAGGGAAUCUGUUAAUAUUUAUGAACGGCAAUACUGUAAAAUACACUGGGACAAUUUCCACGCAUUUAACUAAACCUUUAAACUGACUGAGAAGAAAUUCAUUUUUAUGGGGCCUUAAAUCACCAGAUCAAUCUGCAGUUCUUUCUAAUUUUUUUACAUGAUUUUAUAUUGUAAUGUUUGAAAUACUUUAUAUUAUAUAAUCAAGGGUGUUGAUUUGGGUAGGGACGCUAGGAAAUGCUGUCCCUACCAAUAUUCAGGGAACACUGAAUUGUCCCUAGCAAUAAUAUCAACCAAACAAUUGAUCUUUAUUUAUAACAACUGAUGUGUGUCUUGUGUGUUUACUUAUUGCUUAUUUUGAUUAACAUGAAUUUAUUCAGCAAUCACUAAAUGAGAUUAAAACUAUUUUACAAUCA